AUGUUGUAUUUCUCUCUAGUUCCUGGUCGUGCUCCUAGCGAUAUAACCUUCUCUGAAGUAACAGCAACGCAGUUCAAAGUUACUUGGAAAACUCUUCCUCAGAGGUUUCACAAUGGCCGAUUGUUGGGCUAUAGAGUGUACUUCAGAAGGAGCGCCUAUUAUCUAAAUCCAUUUAAUACAAGCGGUGUAGUCACCACCAGUCCUAAUGUGACUUGGGUAUUGAUAACAGGGCUAGGACCGGUUCAGCGAUAUGAUGUUUCUGUGGCGGCGUUUACAUCCAAGGGCGAAGGGCCGCGACCUUCUCGUUACUAUGUUACAACAGGUAACACUGGACGAAAAAAUGGAUUUACUAGGGUAGCCAAAUUACAGUAAAUGUGUAGCAAAUACCACAUUUGCACAAUUUUGCGCAAGAGCAAAGACUGAUAUUGCACUAGAUUUGCUAUCCGUAGCAAUGACGGUAAAUGCCACAUUUGCACAACAUUUAAAUCUUGGUGCAAAGAUAAUGGGCAGCCAUGGAUUUGAGGGUCAUUUGCAGAUGGUUCAAAUGUGUAGGCAAAUAUGUUUCUUUGAACUAUAUUUGCACAUUAGGCAAAUGAUAGUGCAAAUCUGCUGUUUUGCACAGCUUUUGCUUUAGAUGUAAAAGCAUGUAAACCUGUUAUUUUCAGAACGUUUACGCAGCUUUGCAAAUGUGAGCGAAGUAUCUAAUUUGAACAAUGUUUGCUUGGGUUAUCAUGGGUGAUCAAAUUUUCAUAAUUGAACCAGAUUGCUUUGCAUGGCAAAUGUAACCAAACUCUUUGUAUUAAACAUGUUUGCUCACGAAGCAAAUGUUAGCAAACCUAAACUUUGAGCAAAUUUUCUAGGGUGUGCAAAUUUGAUCAAACACAAAAUUUUGCUUGUAGCGGCAAAUGUGGUCAAAAGUCAAGUUUUGAACAAAGUUGCUUGGGCAGCAAAUCUGAUCAAACUGUUAGUAGUGUGCAAUUUUUCGCUCAGGUAGCAAAGGUAAUCAAAUUCUAUCUUUAAUUUGGUUGACAAAUGUCAUCAAACCCAUAAAAUUGAGCAUGUUUUCUCCAGUAGCAAAUGUAAAUUCCAAGGUUUAAACGAGUUUGCUUGGGUUGUAGCAAAUGCGAUAAAAUUUUAAAAUAUUUUUUAAAUUAUAAUAUGGCUCACUUCAGUUUCUUAACAAGUGGCCAUAAUUAAUCAAACAUUAAAGUUACUGAAAGAAAUUCUAGCAGUGACCUCCCAUUAAUGUUCAAAUGAUUUAUUCCAUAAACCAAAGUGGCUUACACAUUAUUACAGACAUUACAAACUACAGUAUAAAGCUGUACAUACAGCUCUUCAUAUUAAUUCCCAAUUUUACUGUUCGUUGAUGUUUACUUGUCUCCACUCUAUGCUCUAUCAGAUCAUUACUAACUAUUAAUAUUAUAAGAAAUGUGUUCUUCAUCUAAAUGUGUAAGAUAUUCUACAUACAGCUGUAGGUGUUUCAGAGUUGCCUCAAACCUAUUUCAGUUCUUUAGGUUUUUGCAACUCAGAAACAGGUUAAAAAUCCUUUCACCCUUGGACCAAUAUUUACUUGUGACAAGACUAUUUCUUACUUAAACUUUUGUAUCAACUAAAUGGAACCCUCAAGACACCCAUUUUAAUAAAUAAUUAGUAUUUUUGUAUUUAUUGCUAUUUACAGAUUAAACAAAAUUUGAUUCUGGUGGCAUUUUUUCCUUUAGGCUCUAUUAGCAUGAAAGGCCUAAUUCUUGCUACCAAUUUACAAUUUUUGCUGGUAUAACAACUGUGUUAUAGCAUUUAGCAAACUAAGAAAUAGUUUAGGUACAUAUAGCUAUUCAAAUUCAGAUCAGACUUCUUUAACUUCAUUUUCGUUGCUAAUGGUUCCUGUAUAGUAUUGGAUAUGCUCUUAGAGGAAGUACCAGCCGGAGCUUCUAGUACUUGCCCUGUUCUAAGAAAAUUGAGGGUCAUGAAAGUAAUGACCAGCUAUAAGUAUUCCACAGCAUGUCAACAUUACCAUUGUCACUGUAGUUGGUCCCAAUGAAAGAAGCUAAUAAUUAUUUUAAACUCAGUAUACAUGUACAUGUAGUACAAAAGGUUGAUCUGGCUAGCCUGCAAAAUAACUACACUGCUGUCUCUCAUUACUCUUUUUUUCUUGAGUCAUGUUGCAAUCCUUUGCAAAAUUCUGUAAUAAAUCAUGACAAAAAGCAGGGUGUACCUAAAUUUGUUUUGUUUUUUUUGUUCAAGCAGGUCAGUUGCAAUUGCUGUAAUCGGUACAAAUGUACCGUGAAGUGGUGCCAGCAGAACUCAAAUGCCUGCAGUUAAGCAAACAGAUUUAAAAAGAAACAUGUGUACAUUUAUUUAAUAAAUUGGCCUUUUUAACCUGCUGACUGGUACAUUACUUGCAAACAAUAGCCAAAGGAUUCUAAUGAAAAAUUUAUCACAUCAACCAAUUUGAUCUACCUGCCACCAGAAUUCUCAGGACAAAUCAACACCAUCAGGAUUUGUACUGUUUACACAGAUUUAUCUUUUUUCUAAAAAACAGUGUCAUAAACAGAGAGUGAUUAAAGGAUUACUGUAUUUGCAGAGCUACAUGUACAUGUACCUGUAAGUAUGACCAGUCAUAAAUAAUCUGGAAUUUCUUUAAGAGCCUUGGAUUAACUUAUAUUUCCUUAUCACAAAGCAAAUUCAGGAGCAUUAUCUGGUGCCUCCUGCUCUGAGGAGAAGCCAUUCAUCCUUACUAUCGUCAUUGAGUAAUGACAAGCUUACAUGUGACUGUUUUAAUUUUGCUUUACUGUUCAGCUUGGCAAAGAGGUUUUACAGGCUAAGUUGUUGACUCCUCCAUGCUAGAGGCCUCCUGCAAAGCACUUUUCUCGGAUUUGUCAUCUCCUUGGUCUGUAUUGCCUUGCUCUGAAGACAUGUACUCCACAAUUAUACAAGCUUUGAACUUACAACAAUCCUUCUUCGAAAUAGAGGUUGACUGGAAAAGGGUUGUCUCUUCAGCUUUUUCUGCAACAAACAGAAAUUAUACAUAAUUGAGACCAUUAAUAUUGAAACUAAAGCUGUAGAUGCUUGUCAUGAAACAUACUAUUGUCCUUUUCGGUCUAAAUAUUCUAGCCUUUUAUAGCAAAAAAGGUUGCUAUUAGAUAUUAUAUGUAUUAUUACUGGCUCCGUCACACUAGGUGACUAAACUUACUUAUUUCCUGAGUUAACUGAUAUCAAAAUGAACUAGUUUAAACAAAUUGCUGGCUCGUAACUUUCAUGUCUCAGAUCUAACCCCAAGCGGUCAUCAUAAUCCUGAUUACACUGUACCUGUUAAAACUAAGACCUUCUUUGAGCAAAAACAAAACGAAAAAAUGAAUGCGAGAAACCCUUUUGUAACAAGACAAUUGACUCCAGGUAAAUCAUUGUAUUAAUUUUAUAGUGAGUGUCCCACUACAUCACUACCAUAACAACAUUAUUGACAUAUCACUUAAAACUUCAUGAACCUGCUUCUUCUGCAAUAUUGCCAUCACUUACAGUGUAUCUUGGGAACAAAAGUUUAAUUAUCAGUAUUUAUUCGAUUAACCGCCCUGGCCCCUCUUUAAAUUUUUGGGCCUUGAUAGUGGGCGCUUAUUCGAGGUGGGUGCUUAUUCGAGGCUGGGCGCUUAUUAAAUUUUCGCCAUUCUCAGCAAGUGUAGUAUGUUUAUUUUUUGCUACAAAAUAAUAAAUGGUAAUAACAAAAAGCGAAGAAGUAACAAAGCAAGGUUUCAGCCCAAUCUGUAAAAUACUCUGAAGAAAACUCCGUCUUGGGAGGGUCUCUUAUUAUGUCUUAUUUGAGUUUGUGUGGGAGGGAGGGGGUGGGGUGGGCGUUUAUUCGAGGCUGGGCGCUUAUUAACUUUUUCUGCCUUUGGGAUGGGCGCUUAUUCGAGGUGGGCGCUAAUUCGAGGUUGGGCGCUUAUUCAAUAAAUACGGUAUACUAUAAUUGCCUCAUAUGAGAGAAUCCAAGACAGUUUUAGAUUCUGGAUUCCACACUGCGGAUUCCGGAACCUUUUUCAGUGGAUUACUUGGUUUCUGGAUUCCAAUCGCUUGACUUGUAUUUCAGGUUUCAAAGCUCAGAAUUUAGGAUUCCAGAACAAAAUUGCCCGAAUUCUGGAUUCCAUAAGCAAAAUUUCCCGGAUUCCAGAAUCCCUUACAUGGGGUGAUCAUAAAAAACAAUCAGUGAAAGCAGGGUACCAUGAUCUAAAUUCUAGCUACACUAUGUCUUCAGCAACAUGGCAGUCACUGCCUUUACUCCCCUUUUAAAUUUUGGAAAAGCCUUUGGAGAAAGUAGGCACUUGAGGAUAAGGUUAAUUUUGGCCUAAUAGAGGGGAAUUAACGCUUGCUUCAAUUCUUAUUAAAUUUUCCAAGACCAUUUAUCUGAAGAGAACAACCAAACAAAAGAUUACAGUAUUUUUUACAACAACAGGACAAAUAAAGUUUCAGGAGUAGGGGUGGUCCUUGUUGAUUACUGAAUAUUGGAAUGCAAAUGUAGGUAUUACCAAAUAGCAUCAUUAGCGGCUUAACAGUAACAACGAACUUUCUUAUACUUACUGAGCAUUUCUUUUACUCCCGAUUAGUUGCUCCCUCAGCAUUUGUUUGUCCUCAACAUUUCUCCUGCCUCUUCUUAGUUUUACAAUGUCUGCUAAUUAAAACAGCAUCGAUUCACCGAAGUCUAUUUACUAAGUACUAACGGCUGCUUUUCUUGGAUCCACUCGUUACUACUUGAUCGUCGCCGAUGGAGCUAUCUAGAUGUCUUUCAUGGUGGAUUUUCGUCGAAGGAUCUAUAAGUAAGCAGUUCCCUCGAGUUCGAGCGAUUAUUUUUAUAAGUUCUUCGAGGACACAUUCGUUCGAUAAAUUCGAACAAAUAAGACUGGCCGAUUCCUCCAUACUCGACAGUCAACCCCACAAAGAAGGAAAAUUCGAAACCUCUUGAUAAAUAUGGCGUUAAACGUACGAAGUAAAAGCUGAUGGCAAAUCGAUGGCAGUGGAACGCGUUAACGGUCGACGAAUUUCAAUUGUUGUGCCUCGUUCUCGAACGGUUAUGCAGACUGUCGCUGACCAGCACCACUCAGGCGCAAAUGCUUGGGAAAUCGGGCGCGCGGUCUUUUGGCGAUUUGGCGGGAGGAAGAGAUUGCCUAUGUUGCUGGAUUUCUUCUCAAGGAUGUUCGAAAUUUAAAAGGUAAAGUCGAUGUAUUUUGCUUUGUAUAUCGUGCUUCUACUGCCACAUCUAUGUUAUAACCGGGAAUAAACUACAUUUGCAUCCAUAUUUACAUUUGUAGCAUGUAUGAGCACGCGUGUCGCGUGCGUCUAUGUGGUAGUGAUCCAGCUGAAAAAAGCCUUGUUGAAAAAUUUAAGUUGUGUUAAGUCAGUUAAAUAUGUAGUUAUGCAAUGUUAAAAUGCUAAUUUAUUGGUAUUUGGCAGAAGUAGCUCAAGAUUAAUUGCUUGAGUAAUUUAUACUACCUCUGGCGCUAUAUUGACAUAUUGAGCGUAAUACCUGUACUUGUACCAUUGAUUUUGACAGGGGUAGGGUGGAGCCUUUAUUUUAUAUACGUUCAGCGUGCAAAGAAAGUAGUGUCCGAUAGCCCGGGGCUAGCGGAUUUUGCUAUCGGGCUAGUAAAUUCUGUUCUUCACUUGCCCGACGGGCAAGUACAAUGCAGUUUGAGAAAUUCACCUUACAGAAGAACUGUUAAAUCAAAAAUUUUGUGGGUAGUUGAAAUGACGUUUGGGCUAGUAAAUGUUAGCUUCAGCUUGCCCGAAUGGCAAGCUGUAAAAAUGACUUUCUUUGCACCCUGUACGUUACUGUCAUUUUUUUCUGUUUUGUUUUGUCAUGUUUUCAUAUACAAGGUUGUUUUGUUUAUAAUAGUUUAUAAUGAUACAGCUGUACAUGUAAGCUGAGUCAAAAGGUCAAAAAUGCUAAAAUGUGCAUUUAUAAUGUUCAUAAAGAUAAUGGCAACACAAGUAACACAAUUCAUUUAAUUUCACAAUAUUAUCAAUAAAGGUAGAAUUAACAGUUAUUUUUAGUGGGUUUAGUGACUUUUUUGUGUAUUUGUUUCAGAUUUUUCCUUGAGUGGUACUGGAGUUAUUUCCAAUGUUCUUGAAAUUGAGUUGCAUCACCUGAACUCUCCAAAAGAUAAAGAGGUCAAUGAAAUACAGGUUCAAUAUGGGGAAGCUGUUUGUGGUCUGUGCAUGAAGAAAUGCUACAGGGUAUUCCAGUGGGUCUCAAUUUAUUUACAGUAAUCAUUUUUUCACUUCACAAGAUGACAGAAUUGAAGCUUAUAUAUUGAAUGCUGGCAUCCAUCAAUACCCCAUCUGUUUGGGGUAAAUGUCACAUAACAGAAACCUCACAUGUACUUCCUUGGGUUAUAGUUUUACCAUCUUUACAAUAUUAUUUUUCUUUUUCUUUGUGCGGUGCCCUGCUAAGGAAAUCCAUGUCCCUUUCACAGUGUUCUGCAGGAACAUAAUGUACUGAAAUUGUGUGAAGCUAUAGAACAUUUGCACUCAUACAGGUUUCCCCACAGAGAUAUAAAGAGUGACAACAUUAUUCUUACAGAGGUAAACAAUAUGUACCACCCAAUGCUCAUUGAUUUUGGAAAGGCUAUCUUGCUAUCGGAUGCCCCUUCAAAACAGCAGUCCAUGACUGCUCCUUAGCACUGACAUAUAGCUUAAGAAAUAUGCCUCAGAUAAUAUGUUUUAAAAAGACAAAUCAUAUUGAACUCAAAAUCAGGGUUGUAAAGAGCAGCAAAGAAAUUAUUCAUUCAUGUCUGUGCUGAGUUUCUAUUCACAAAUGAUAUGAAAUACAAAGCAAUUUCACCAUUUGUUGUAGUAUUGGCUGUUGGGCUUUCAAAAUGUGGCCAUUUUUAGGAGGCUUACCAUCAAGAUGUGGUCAUCUCUAGGUAUAGUCAGUGAAAACUAGAACAAAUAGCGGUAAGAACAAAAUUGUCAGUUUUGCUGUGAAUUUUCUUGAAUAAAUGGCCAUGAGGAAAUUGUGUACAAGUGAAUAAUCUCAACCCUGACUUUGAAAUGCACAGAACCUUUUUUUUUUUUUUACCAAAUUUAAGGUACUGUGGGUGGCCUUGUUAUUGUUAGCUUUUUAAUAAUAAUAUUAUGAUGUAGAAAAAAUACAGUAAAUGAUCUGACUACUGGACCUUUGUCCAGUAGAUUUGUUGUAGUGUAUUUACUUAAUGUAAAGGGAGGUAGUGUGGGCCCUCUGUAACUGUAUACAACAGUUACUGUGUCAUUUUGAAUUUUUAGUUUUAGUAAUUGGAGAUCCCUGCCCAUUGUGCGACCCUAGGCUUUACUAUUAUCAAAUGACAGAAGGGGAAUGUAACACAUGCCCAGGUUAUGUACCAAUAUUGACUCACUUCAAGUGGUUAUGUGAUUUAGAAUUGGACCCAAAAAAAGACCGGGGCCCAGUUGUUCCAAAGACCGAUUAGCACUAACCCAGUGCUAGAUUUUAACCUGCGUUUCUUUUUCCUUUUAAUCAAAAGCAUUUUGUCAGAUAAUUUUCCCUUUUUUUUAAGUAUCAAAUCACCAAAUUGUAGACAAAAGGAAUUCAAAUGAAUUUGUUUUUAAAACUGUCAUAUCUGAAUUCAUAUUUCGUACUAACCUUGGGUUAUCUUAACCCAGCUUUAAACAACCCAGCCUGGACGGAUAAUAAAUGCUGCAUGUUAAUUUGUUUCACCGCCUUAGUUUUUUCUUUAUAGCUUACAACUUUUCAUGAUCCAAGGCCAACUCAGAGCUCCUGUAACCCAGUAGGGGUCUGUUGAUUUUUAAGGGAGGGGGGCUUUGUUGGGUGGGAUUUGACCGGUAGCUCCUGUAUAUGAAGACCCUCUCUUCAUCAGAAUUUUUUUAGAAGCCACAACCCCGCUCCUUGUAUCCCAAAAUCAAAUAACCAGGAUUCAGGUGAAUUUUAGCCAGCAAAAAUGCUAUGGCUUUUUUGGAUUGAAUAGCUAGUACUUAAUGAACAGUGAGACUCAAACUCAGGGUUGCAAACAACAAAGUGAGAAAAAUUAGCCUUUCAUAAAUUUGUCAGCUGAGUUAAUGUUCAAAUAAAAUUGUGAGCAGAUUCACCAUAUUUUGUUGUAGUAUUGGCUGUUGGGUUUUCAAAAUGUGGUCAUUUUAGGAAGCCGCCAUCGAGAUGUGGUCAUCUCUAGGUGGGCAGUCAAAACUACGACAAAAACCGGUUAAACUAAAAUUGUUGGUUUUAAAUUGAAUUAAGUUUGUUGGUUAAAUGGCCAUGAGGAAAUUAUGUACAAGUGAAUAAUCACAACACUGAGUUUGAAAUCCACAAAACUUUUUAUUUCGGACCAAAUUUUAUUUUUUUAGUAUGAUGUACAAAAAUGCAGUAAAUGAUCUGACCACUGGACCCAACCUUGUGUUAUCUUAACCCAUCUUUGAGCAACCCAGUCCAGAAGUUUAAAGGCUGCAUGUUGAUUUGUUUCACUACCUUAGUUUUUUUUUCUUUAUAGCUCUAGACUUUUCAUGAUCCAAUGCCAAAUCAGAGCUCCUGUAAUCCAAUAAAGAUCUGUGCAUUGUUUAUUGUGCAGGGGGACUGUCAGGUAGGAUUUGACCUUUCGACCCGGUAGCUCCUGUAGAUCCUCCUUGUAUCCCAAGCAAAUAACCAGGCUUCAGGUGAAUUCUAGCCAGCAAAAAUGCUAUGACUUUUUGGAUUGAAUAGGUAUAAGUGCUUAAUGAACAGUAAAACUCAAAAUCAACAUUAAAAUCAGUGGAACUCAAACUCAGGGUUGCAAACAACAAAGUGAGAAAAAUUAGCCUUUCAUAAAUUUGUCAGCUGAGUUAAUGUUCAAAUAAAAUUGUGAGCAGUUUCACCAUAUUUUGUUGUAGUAUUGGCUGUUGGGUUUUCAAAAUGUGGUCAUUUUUAGGAAGCCGGCCAUUGAGAUGUGGUCAUCUCUAGGUGGGCAGUCAAAACUACAACAAAUACCGGUUAAACUAAAAUUGUUGGUUUUAAAUUGAAUUAAGUUUGUUGGUUAAAUGGCCAUGAGGAAAUUAUGUACAAGUGAAUAAUCACAACACUGAGUUUGAAAUCCACAAAACUUUUUAUUUCGGACCAAAUUUGAUUUUUUAGUAUGAUGUACAAAAAAUACAGUAAAUGAUCUGACUACUGGACCUAACCUUGUGUUAUCUUAACCCAUCUUUGAGCAAACCCAGUCCAGAAGGAUAAAUGCUGCAUGUUAAUUUGUUUCACUACCUUAGUUUUUUCUUUAUAUCUCUAGACUUUUCAUGAUCCAAUGCCAAAUCAGAGCUCCUGUAAUCCAAUAAAGAUCUGUGCAUUGUUUAUUGUGCAGGGGGACUGUCAGGUAGGAUUUGACCUUUCGACCGGUAGCUCCUGUAGAUCCUCCUUGUAUCCCAAGCAAAUAACCAGGCUUCAGGUGAAUUCUAGCCAGCAAAAAUGCUAUGACUUUUGGAUUGAAUAGGUAGUGCUUAAUGAACAGUAAAACUCAAAAUCAACAUUAAAAUCAGUGGAACUCAAACUCAGGGUUGCAAACAACAAAGUGAGAAAAAAUUAGCCUUUCAUAAAUUUGUCAGCUGAGUUAAUGUUCAAAUAAAAUUGUGAGCAGUUUCACCAUAUUUUGUUGUAGUAUUGGCUGUUGGGUUUUCAAAAUGUGGUCAUUUUUAGGAAGCCGGCCAUCGAGAUGUGGUCAUCUCUAGGUGGGCAGUCAAAACUACAACAAAUACCGGUUAAACUAAAAUUGUUGGUUUUAAAUUGAAUUAAGUUUGUUGGUUAAAUGGCCAUGAGGAAAUUAUGUACAAGUGAAUAAUCACAACACUGAGUUUGAAAUCCACAAAACUUUUUAUUUCGGACCAAAUUUGAUUUUUUAGUAUGAUGUACAAAAAAUACAGUAAAUGAUCUGACUACUGGACCUAACCUUGUGUUAUCUUAACCCAUCUGUGAGGAAACCCAGUCCAGAAGGAUAAAUGCUGCAUGUUAAUUUGUUUCACUACCUUAGUUUUUUCUUUAUAUCUCUAGACUUUUCAUGAUCCAAUGCCAAAUCAGAGCUCCUGUAAUCCAAUAAAGAUCUGUACAUUGUUUAUUGUGCAGGGGGGGGGGGGGACUGUCAGGUAGGAUUUGACCUUUCGACCGGUAGCUCCUGUAGAUCCUCCUUGUAUCCCAAGCAAAUAACCAGGCUUCAGAUGAAUUCUAGCCAGCAAAAAUGCUAUGACUUUUUGGAUUGAAUAGGUAGUGCUUAAUGAACAGUAAAACUCAAAAUCAACAUUAAAAUCAGUGGAACUCAAACUCAGGGUUGCAAACAACAAAGUGAGAAAAAUUAGCCUUUCAUAAAUUUGUCAGCUGAGUUAAUGUUCAAAUAAAAUUGUGAGCAGUUUCACCAUAUUUUGUUGUAGUAUUGGCUGUUGGGUUUUCAAAAUGUGGUCAUUUUUAGGAAGCCGGCCAUCGAGAUGUGGUCAUCUCUAGGUGGGCAGUCAAAACUACAACAAAUACUGGUUAAACUAAAAUUGUUGGUUUUAAAUUGAAUUAAGUUUGUUGGUUAAAUGGCCAUGAGGAAAUUAUGUACAGGUAAAUAAUCACAACACUGAGUUUGAAAUCCACAAAACUUUUUAUUUUGGACCAAAUUUGAUUUUUCAGUAUGAUGUACAAAAAAUGCAGUAAAUGAUCUGACCACUGGACCCAACCUUGUGUUAUCUUAACCCAUCUUUGAGCAACCCAGUCCAGAAGUUUAAAGGCUGCAUGUUAAUUUGUUUCACCACCUUAGUUUUUUCUUUAUAGCUCUAUACUUUUCAUGAUCUAAGGCUAACUCAGAGCUGCUGUGAUCCUGUAACCCAAUAAAGGUCUGUUCAUUGUUUAUGGGGCGGGGGGGAGGGGGUUUGUCGGGUAGAAUUUGACAAUUUGACUGGUAGCUCCUGUAGAUCCUCCUUGUAUCCCAAGUUCAAAUAACCAGGCUUCAGGUGAAUUUUAGCCAGCCGAAAUGCUAUGACUUUUUUGGAUUGAAUAGGUAGUACUUAAUGAACAGUAAAACUCAAAUCAGCAUUAAAAUCAGUGAAACUUAAACUCAGGGUUGCAAACAAUAGAGUAAGAAAAAUUAGCCUUUCAUAAAUUUGUCAGCUGAGUUAAUGUUCAAAUAAAAUUGUGAGCAGUUUCACCAUAUUUUGUUGUAGUAUUGGCUGUUGAGUUUUCAAAAUGUGGUCAUUUUUAGGAAGCCCACCAUCGAGAUGUAGUCAUCUCUAGGUGGUCAGUCAAAACUACAACAAAUAAGUCCCGUAUGAUAUAUGCCCCUAAUAUUCUAGAAUCAGUAUAAAUAUUGUCGGAAAUAUAGAAAGAACCCUGCAGUAUAAUUGUAUUAGCUAUUCAGGGUCUUUAUGAUGACUACGUUGAAACAAAACACUGCCAGUAUCAAACCUUAAAUGACAGAGGCAAGUGCCUCGGUUUGCCUCAUACUGGCUAUGGCCCUGACUGUAGGAAAUACAGUGCAUCAAUGAUCUGACUACUGGACCUUAAUAACGAGUGGAUUUGAAUUAGUGUAUUUGCUUUAAAUUAGUAGCCCGGGAAAGGUUUAUGCCAGGGGCGCUGUCAGAAAGGGACACCUUUUUCAUGCUUCAGGUAUGAAAGGAUAGGGAUUUCCUGAGUUAAAGUAUAUGACAGGGUAGACUAUCUGUCAUUUCGUUCUGUAAAAAGACUAACAGAAGAAAUUUGUGAAUGUAAAAUUGUCAAAAAAAAUUAACUGGUUUCUGAUUCCUUUAUAUUAAAAUGACAGUGCACAUAAAACAGUUAACAGGAAAGAUGCAUGUAAGGGGUUGGACCCCUGGGCGGAGUCUCACAGCGUGUACAAAAAAUUUAUUGUAACAAUGUAAUGUUACAGUUGAGAUUGGGAAUUUACUUUAGUCACAAAACGGAUCAAACAUAUAGGAAAUGUCACAUGCACAUCACCUUUGACUGUCAGCAAAUGUUAUGCAGCUCACUAUAUUUGCUCCCCUUGCAAAUAUGGAUAAUUAUGGUGCAAAUGUGCAAAUUUAUGAUACAGCCAAAUGUCUAGAAAUUUAUUGUUUUUGCUCUUAAGGCAAAUACGAGUAAACCACAUGCAAAAGUGUUCUUUUGGUAUCCUGGAAAAACAAGAGCAAAUACCACUGCAAAUUAGUGGUUUUGCAAUAUAUUUGCCUGCAUUUGAAGUAAAGUGAAAACUGUCAUUUUUGCCAAGGAUGUAAAUUUGAGUAAACUGGUAGAAAUGUUGAAGAUUUGCCCAUGCUGCAAAUAUGUAUCAAAUUUGUAUCAAACCAUUACAUUUACUUCACUUUUGCGUAUCAAUACGUAUCUAGCAAAUAUAUGUAUUUGCCCACACUUUAGCCGACAGCGCAAAUUUAAUGCAAAUUUGGAGCUCCAAAUUUACCACAUAUUUGCACCUUUCGCAAACAUUAGUAAAUCCGUUUUUUCGUCCAGUGUAAAAAAUUAUGAAAACUGAUAAGUUUUGAUGUUAAUCAGAUAAUGUUUUAUUCCGCAACAGUCGCUGCAUCCAUCAAGAGAGAGUAAAAGGAAAAAAGAAGAAACAAAUAUAAAAAGAAUGUAAAAUAAACGAAAAGGAAACGCAGUGGUGCUCAGUCAGUCGGGAUAAAGUUUAAAAUCGAAGACGAUAUAACAAAGCGUUAUUUAACGAAAAAUGAUACUAAAUUUGACAUUGGCGUCGGAUAAAAGUAACAAACGUCUUCGUUUACUUGCCGUUCAAUAAAAUAUCCAAGGAGAUCCUCGCAUACACAUAAAUAACGUACACACAAUAACCAAAGCUAUAAAUAAUCGUUAUGGCGACCCAACCAAAGUCGUCCCAUCUCGUUUUUACAUUUUCAGGUGAAUAAAUGGACAUAUUGAUAUGGUAUCAAAUAACAAUCGUGAUAAAUAUUGAGAAAUACUGGUAUUAAGUUCCCUGAAAUUUGAAAAUAUCAAGCAAUACAUAAAAUUGUUUUCCUGUCUAGUGGUUGUGAAAUAUUAUUCACUUUAGAUGAUAGAGUAACCUCGUAAAAGUGCACCACCAGUGCUUUUAUCCAGCGCUAAAAGCGCCAACUCCGUGGAAUGGUCUUCAACAUUAUCUCGUUAUCGGUAUUUUGUUUCCUAAUGAUCGAGUCUUAACAGCUUGCAGGGUAGCGGUCAAUCAAUCAUAUGGUACUAUAUAUGUGACACAUUCCGAUUACACAAGUCUAUACUGCUUCUGGUCAAUCGGGAAUGCCGAGAUCCUUCACGCAGUUGGUCUCUUUCUAAUCCAGGAGAUCAACUUUGGUUACUGCAGGUAUUCAUUGCUAUUGUUACUUUACUAAAUCCGAUGCCACUCAAUGCCAAAAUUCAAAUAGCACUAUUCUAUUAAGUGCUGGGGACCAUAUUAACCAUGAUUGAAUUCUGGAGGGAAGGAGCCACUUAAACCUUGGUUAAUUGCAAGUUACGAGCUUAUAAUUUCGGUUAGUAGUACAGCCUAGCUUUUUGUUAUUCAGUUUGAGUAGUUUUUAUUAUUAUAAUUAUUAUUAUUAUUAUUAUUAUUAUUAUUAUUAUUAUUAUUAUUAUUAUUAUUAUUAUUAUUAUUAUUAUCAUCAUCAUCAUUUUCUGUACAGCCGCUAUGUCCUAUCUAAAUUGUCCUGGCAUUUCACUAUAGCUAAUAUAUCCAAAACUUUGAUAACAGAACAUCUCGACUCUGCAGUGAAUGGCUAUUUUCGAAAAUGGCUUGAUAUUCCGAUAUCUGGAACACUGAGCAAUGUUUUCCUAGAACGCAAUAAAUUUGGUCUUAAUAUUUGUCCUCCCUCUAUUAAAUUUACUCAGUGCCAAACAGUUCUCCGAAAUUCAUUAAAAGAGUCACCAGAUGAUUCCUUAAAAGAUCUCUGGAAAUCGUCAAGCUGUCACACUAAUAUUCAAUAUGAUGUGUACAAAUCCACUAAGAAAGUUCUUAAAGAUUUCCGUUCUAAUCAAGAGGAUAAACUGCAACAUUACCUAACAUCUCAAGGUUUCUUCUUCUCAAAUGUUAUCAAGUUCUCAUUGUCAUCUGUAAAUUCUAUUUGGUCAGAGGCCCAGUCUCAUCUACCCAAGAACAUUUACAAUUUUACCAUCUGCUACAUCAACAACUCCCUCCCAAAACGUAAGAAUAUUGCAAGAUGGGGAUUAUCACAAAGUCCUGAUUGCUCCUUUUGCCUUAAUCCUGAAUCACUCCUUCAUGUUGUCGCUGGUUGUCAACAGUACCUUGAUCGCUUUACCUGGAGACACGACUUAAUCCUUAACUUCAUUGGCAAGUCACUUCAACCUGUAAUUAAUGUUUACUCUUCACUCUAUGCAGAUGACAAUGGUUUUCUGAACCCCUCAAUCAUAACUGGUGAAAAUUAUCUUCCAGAACUUCUUUUCCUAAUCCAGUCCAAGUGCCUAUAUGUUCUAGAAUUAACAGUUGGUUUCGAGUCUAACCUUAACAACAAUGCAGUGCGUGAGAAAGAAAAAUAUCUGAACUUGAUCAACUAAAUGAGUAGUAAUUACAGAUGUAUGAGAUUUGUAAAUCUCUCCAUGAGUUCCCUUGACAAUUUUUCCGAUGAAUGCUCCACGUUCUUAGACAUGAUUAAUGACAUUGGCAUUGACAAAAAGCAGCAACGUUAUAUAAUCAAGAAAAUUAUUAAUAUAGCCAUUAGAGCAACAUAUUAAAUCUUUUGUUGUAGAAAUAGGAACUGGGAUAGCCCAGACUUAAUGCAGUUUUAAUUUUUUUUUGGCUUUUGUUUUGUUUUGUUUUUGUUUUUGUUGUUGUUUUGUUUUUUGUUUUUUUUUUGUUUUUAAUAAUCCAAUCUCAAGCAGCAUUUGUAAAUUGCCUAUACGUAGCGAGAUUUACAAUUGUACAUUCAAAAACACAAAUAAAGUUUCCAUUAUUAUUAUUAUUAUUAUUAUUAUUACUAUUAUUAUUAUUAUUAUUAUUAUUAUUAUUAUUAUUAUUAUCAUUAUCAUUAUUAUUAUGUGCUGAAUUGGACCAAGAGAGGAGAGGAGCAGUAAUUAAACGGGAUAUGGAAGUUCAUAGAUUACCUCAUUCGAGUGCUUGUCCGUGAACAUACUUUCAUAUCUUGUAAAGAAAAUGAGCAGGAAUAAAUUCUGUUGACGGCCUGAUAUAUAUUCUGUCACGUAGUUAUUAUCACAGUGAAUAUUUCAAGAUUUUUGACGGCAAUGGAGGUCUGAAAUUUCACCAAAGCGGCUGCUCGUCCUCUGUUCGUGGAUCAUUGGUAGAGGUUCCGUUCUUUGAUUCAAACAACAUAACAGCAAGUUUCAACAUGCGUCGCUUGAGAAGUGCUAUCAAGGCUGAUUACCUGAUACUGGGGAAAAGCCUUCAUGCAGGUAAACCCCAAAAUCGAUCAAUUGCAUGUCAAAAAACUCAUCAAUUCCAGCACUUACAUUGGCUUCAUUGCCUUCAAAGCCCUUAUAGUAUGCGGGGUCAAUUUCUCUUCAAAAUGACAGGGUCGGUCGGUCGGUCCUUCGGUCAAUUCUCACUUUUGUUAAGGGUCCUGACAUUAAAAAGCAGGAAAAGAGAGUCUGUCACGCGGUAACUAUGCAUUUUUUAACGAAAGAUUAUAGCAACUUCAUCAUAUAUACUGUCUGGUUUUCCUUCUUAUCUCUUAAAAUAUGGUUUGUCGUAGGCAGUAGUUUCCUUUUGGUUCAAUUUGAUGCUUACCUGGCCAAUUAGACUUUUAUUUCUUUUAGCAUUUUAUUACCUCUUUUGUUAAAUGAUGUUUUGUUCUCUCUAUUUCUUUUCUCGUUGUCAAUAAUUACCCCCUCUCAAGCUACGUGCAACCUUUGACCGGUUUCAAAGUUUGCGCAACAACUGCCAUCAACAUGCAAGACAGGGUAACCUUCAUGUAACCUUCAACAAUGUUGGGAGUUGUUGGACAACAACGUUGCUUCUGUUUGCACGGGGCUUUGGAUGACAAUUUGUUUAAUUAUUAAUUUGGUUAAUUAUUUCUCAUAUUUAGCUCAAGUGCUUUAUGGCUGGAAUUUAACAGUGGUGAAUACCACCUUUUCAAGCAUAUUGAUUCGGUGGGCUAACCUUACCAGCCUUCUCAACCGUAAAGUUGGUCAUUACGUUGUCUUCUUAAACAGAAGAAAUAACAGUGUGGCAUUCCAUCAAGUUGUCAAUGGGGAUCAAUUAACAACGGAAAUCAAAGGACUCACUCAUUUAACAAAUUAUACAGUGGAAGUCGUGGGGAUUGACACUCUGCGGAAGCCAUACAAAACUCCAUCAGAAGCCAUCAUGACGGCAAACCGUAAGAGUAAGUACUUUAAGUAG
Molecule: messenger RNA, 16265 nt
Organism: Porites lobata
Lineage: Eukaryota; Metazoa; Cnidaria; Anthozoa; Scleractinia; Poritidae
Source: the annotation of a GenBank genome assembly